GAUACCGUCUAAAGAUUUCAAUGAGUUUUAAGCAUUCAUUUUUCAAACACCAAAGAGAGAAUUAUAAAAUGACAUUGUCAGACUUUUACUUGAAAAAAAAUAUUGCAAAAUAUAACAUGAUUAUGAUUUUUUUUUUUUAAAUAAGUAAAUGCAGUAUUAUUACCGAUGGCUUUUCCCUCCACCUGUUGCGUUGUGUUUUUUAUUCGAAGUCAAGCAGCAGUGGUUGAAGUUGACAUGCGGCGCUUGUGAGCAGCGAAGGCACAAAGAAAAAAAUAAUACUUCGGAUCAAUCCGCAGGCUCAGCUUCCAAGCGCAGAAAAGAUUCAUUGUUUUGUUUUGUUUUUUUAAAUCGAGAUACUGGCAUAUCUACUGUGCCUCCCAAAAACACACACGCACACACGCACGCACGCACGCACGCACACGCACGCGCAAAAGAGAAGUGUAUCACGGCUGCGUUCCAUUGUGACGUUAACGCAUUUAAAUUGCGCGUCCCCCGACUAUUUAUGCCAGUGACAGGUAGCGGAAAAUGUUUCAUACCUGUCCGAGGUUGGCGUCCACCGAUGAGGGCGGAAACCUCCUCGCCCCAGGGCCACGCUGGCUCCUACAAGAUGCACUGCUUGGACAACGACAUCAACCAACACUUCCAGGAUGCCAUCGACGUCAUCCAGCAGCAUUCGGGUCAUCCCUACUACGACUCGGACUCCACGUACUGCGACCCUCUGGGCGCUCAGCACUGUCAGGUCUCCUACUGCCUGCUCUGCCCCCACCCUGACGUGCCGGCCCCCGUGUACGACUGGCACGACACCAGUGCGCAGCAGCAGCAGACGUGGUGUCACGUGUCGCCCGAAGUCUCCUCCAAACAAAGUGAACCCGCUCACUUGUACUCGUCCCAGCGCCUGGCGCCGCCACAGAGGAGCAACAGAGGUCGCAAGAAGCUGCGCCUGUACGAGUACCUCCACGAGGCCCUCCACGACCCCGACAUGGGCGACUCCAUCCAGUGGAGCGACAGCGAAAGCGGCACCUUCCACUUCGUGUCCAAGAACAAGGAGCGUCUGGCCGAGACUUGGGGCCAGCGCAAGGGCAACCGCAAGACCAUGACCUACCAGAAGAUGGCACGGGCACUGCGCAACUACAGUCGCACGGGCGAGAUCAUCAAGGUGCGACGCAAGCUCACCUACCAGUUCAACCCCGACGUCUUGCACAGGCUGGGCUCGGGGCGGGCGCCGCCCGGGACUCCGCCCAGCCCGGCCGCGCAAAGCUACUGCGCCCCGGCGACGCCCGACUGGCAGGGCUGGUACGGGCAGUGCCCGGCGCAAAACUACGAGCACGGCUUCAAUGCGCUUUAUUGAAGAAAUUCACAGACGUGAUGGCCUCGGCAUUUCUACUGUCUGCACAUGUAAACGGAGACGUUCAAAAAAGGGCCAAAUACUGGGCUACCUUGAGUUGAACUUCUUGUUUGCUAUCAAAUGAACUGAACCCAUUGAAAUGAAUUGAAAUGCCAUUAAUCCGCUCCAGCCCUCAAAACACCACCACUAUUUCUUUUGUCCCCUUUCUAGUAAAGAAAAACAGCACUGUAUUGUAAGAGGUGCAUAUAAAAUGCAAAGAAAUAAACUGGUUUUAUAAAGUGACAUGCGCCUUAUAAAGGGGGUGGCCUCGUUUCUUUAUCUUAUCCA
Molecule: messenger RNA, 1672 nt
Organism: Phyllopteryx taeniolatus (common seadragon)
Lineage: Eukaryota; Metazoa; Chordata; Actinopteri; Syngnathiformes; Syngnathidae
Gene: spic
Product: Spi-C transcription factor (Spi-1/PU.1 related)
Exons: 5
Coding region: 149-1348 (399 amino acids)
Biological process (GO): cell differentiation; regulation of transcription by RNA polymerase II
Cellular component (GO): nucleus
Molecular function (GO): sequence-specific DNA binding; DNA-binding transcription factor activity, RNA polymerase II-specific
Source: RefSeq, a predicted model, not a curated record